UCCCACCGUCCAUCCCGUCAUGCUGAUCCUGCCUUCCUGUGUGUUUGAUCGAUGGUUUAGAGGGAUCAGGUGAAGGGGAGUAGAUAAAACAUGUGACUGAUGGUGAAACGGCUGCAGCUCGGAGACCAACAGCUGGACAUGGAGGUCUGCAACCAGGACUGGAUGUCUGCUCUACCGGAGGAGCUGUGGGACAUUCCUCUGACACACCUGGCCAUACCUGGGAGCCAUGACGCCAUGAGUUACUGUCUGGACAUAAACUCGCCUCUCCUCAGGUCUGAGUCUGACUUAUUCAGGAUCCUGGAUGGACUGUUUUCCUGCUUUACCAGACCUGUCAUCUUUAAAUGGGCCACCACACAGGACAAGAGCAUUGAGGAGCAGCUGGCAAAGGGAAUUCGGUUCUUUGAUCUCCGUGUCGCACACAAACCAAACGACCCAUCCGACGACCUCUACUUUACCCACGUUAUAUACACACACUUGACAGUCCUGAAAACGCUGGAAUGCGUAGCUUACUGGCUGAACUCUCACCCGAAGGAGGUCGUUAUCCUGGCUUGCAGCCAUUUUGAGGGGAUGGACGAUGAGUGCCACGAACUGUUCAUCUCCCGUUUAAAAAAACUGUUUGGCUCCAAGCUCUGUCCCCGGAAGGAAGCAGUCCUAAGCCUGCGGAGCCUGUGGGCAUCCGGUUACCAGGUCCUUCUCUCAUAUGAAUCCCAACUGGUGGCAAGACAUCCGCAGCUGUGGCCCGCCAUCCCGUACUGGUGGGCAAAUAAACAAACGGCGGACGGUGUAAUACGCUACCUGGAGUGGAACAAAGACAUGGGACGUCCAGAGUGUUUCUUUGUUUCCGGCCUGAACCUCACGGCCCCGAGGGCUUACAUCGCCAAGAAUCAGAAGGAAUCCCUGCGAACGCUGACCUUCAGUAACUGGGAGCGUCUGAGGGAAUGGGUGGAGAAGCAGAAGCCUGGAUCGGACCCCGACAGCCUCAACAUUAUAGCAGGAGACUUUGUGGGGCCGCUGCCCCUCUGCUCCCUGGUGAUAGCCUUGAACCAGAAGCUGCUGCCGGAGAGCUCCACCCAGAGGGGGAAGAUGUACUGAUGGAUUUUUAAAAAAUGCAUCGAAAUUCUCUUUUCCCAGCCUCUUUUACUGGAUGUGAUUUUUUUGAAUCAUCUCCGAUUCAAAGAGAAAUCAUCAUUUAUUGAAAACAAAAAAAUGACCUUCAGCAUCUCUAAUGUGGAAUCAAUAU
Cyprinodon variegatus (sheepshead minnow) is the source of this 1240-nucleotide messenger RNA. RefSeq names its product PI-PLC X domain-containing protein 1-like (gene plcxd1.2). Bases 100 to 1092 code for a protein of 330 amino acids. Gene Ontology annotation, biological process: lipid metabolic process. The record is from RefSeq and is a predicted model, not a curated record. The transcript is spliced from 6 exons. NCBI's taxonomy places the organism in Eukaryota, Metazoa, Chordata, Actinopteri, Cyprinodontiformes, Cyprinodontidae. Gene Ontology annotation, molecular function: phosphoric diester hydrolase activity.